AAUUGACGGGGGUAAUGUGUUGGGCAGGUGAUCCGGAGUCUUUCACUCCCCCCCUUCAUUCGAACACCGAACCAGCCGCGAAGCGGCGGCAACCCCUAUCUCCGGCCUUCCGUUCCCUCCCUCUUUCUUCUCUUCUUCUUCUUCUUUUCAUGCUUCCCCUGUUCUGUCUUUGCCGCUGCAACUUGCAGCAGAUUGGAUCAAGAAAAAACCCCCUCCACCUCCGAUCAUUCUCCCUGAUUCUUCUCUUUCUCUCCGCUAUUCCCAUCUCUUUUCUCCAUCACCCAUAACUUUUCCUCUGUUCCGCAUAUCACCGCCCCCUCCUCUGUCUCUGUAGUUUCUACGAACCGCCGCUGCAACUCCUAACAGCGGCGGUAUCCUCAUUUCGAGCCCAGUCUGCACCCCUCUCUCCCCCCUCUCUAAUUUAUCUCGUUACUUCCCUCUUUCUUCUCCAUUCCCACCAUCACUCGAGAAAACAAUCUAAAACAAACCCAGUUGCAGCGUUCAUUUUUAUGCCUAAAUGAGAUCAGAACCUACGGCAGUACCCAUCACUCGUGGGUGUUUCUCCUCUUAGUACAGCGAAGAUAAUCGGAGACAAAUCAGAUUGCGAUAUCCCCGGUCCAGACGAUCGAUUUCAGGCCACACAGUCCAGCUUGAUCUCAUAUCUUUAGAAAGCCAGAGCUGUUAUCGUCCUAUGCAUAAAAUGAAAAACGGGUGUUCUAGUCAAGAAGAACAACUCCAAGUUCGGAGGCUACAGAUCUCUGACUAUAAUAAAGGUUUCAUUCAGCUCUUGCAACAAUUAAGUGUUUGUGAUUCUGUCUCUGAUGAGGAAUUUAAUGCACGGUUUCAAGAACUCAGUUCUCAUGGUGAUGACCAUGUUAUUGCGGUCAUCGAAGAUGAUCAAACAGGAAAAAUUAUUGCAACAGGGAGUGUCUUCGUGGAGAAGAAGUUUUUACGGAACUGUGGAAAGGUAGGGCACAUAGAAGAUGUAGUUGUUGAUUCAAAUGCUAGAGGGAUGAAAUUAGGGCAAAAGAUUAUUGGCUUUCUCACAGAUCAUGCUCGAUCAGCAGGAUGUUAUAAGGUGAUCCUUGAUUGCAGUGUUGAGAACAAGGGGUUCUAUGAGAAGUGUGGGUUUAAACGGAAGGAGAUUCAGAUGGUCAUGUAUUUCAAUUGAUGAGUUCUCUCCAAUUUGGUCUUUCUCCUAUGUUUCUGAGAUUUAUCAAUAAAUUUUGUGAAGUUUAUGGGCA
Nelumbo nucifera (sacred lotus) is the source of this 1244-nucleotide messenger RNA. RefSeq names its product glucose-6-phosphate acetyltransferase 1 (gene GNA1). The record is from RefSeq and is a predicted model, not a curated record. Gene Ontology annotation, molecular function: glucosamine 6-phosphate N-acetyltransferase activity. Lineage: Eukaryota; Viridiplantae; Streptophyta; Magnoliopsida; Proteales; Nelumbonaceae.